Messenger RNA from Uranotaenia lowii, 3245 nucleotides. RefSeq names its product valine--tRNA ligase (gene ValRS-m). The coding region runs from base 164 to 3121 and encodes 985 amino acids. Lineage: Eukaryota; Metazoa; Arthropoda; Insecta; Diptera; Culicidae. Gene Ontology annotation, cellular component: cytosol. Gene Ontology annotation, biological process: valyl-tRNA aminoacylation. The transcript has 4 exons. Gene Ontology annotation, molecular function: aminoacyl-tRNA deacylase activity; valine-tRNA ligase activity; ATP binding. The record is from RefSeq and is a predicted model, not a curated record.
AAACAAACAUUCAAAUGUACCGACAACUGAAGAGGAGGAAAAGUUGGUGGCUUUUCUCAAGCGUCACUCAGGCGUUACCAUCCGUAUUUGUUGGCUUUUUCUUUCCUCGAGAAGUGCAUGACCAAAACAAAAUCAGUGAACUCAAAAAUUGUUAUGGAACAAAAUGUUUCAGCUAUUUUUCCUAGGGAAUUCCGGCUUUAUUAGAAAAUCUUUCACAGUUGCAAUUCGGCAUACAUAUUUAACCGGUUUCAACCGCCGAUUCUCUGCGAUAAAAGCACUAGAACCGGCUUACCAACCGGCUGCGGUUGAGUCCCGAAAUGCCGAAGUGGGUUCGAAAAAAGUCGAUCCCGGAAAAGGAAGUCGUAGAGAAAAGUUCAGCCUACUAUUUCCGCCACCGAACGUAACCGGUGAUCUGCAUCUGGGUCAUGCCCUCACGUGUACCAUCCAGGAUGCGCUAAUCCGUUGGCACCGGAAGCAAGGCCGUGAAUGUGUUUGGAUACCGGGAAUGGACCAUGCCGGGAUAGCUACCCAGGUGGUGGUGGAAAAACGGUUGCUCAAAGAGAGGGGCUUAAGUCGGCAUGAUCUCGGGAGGGAAGAGUUUUCAAAGGAAGUUUGGAAAUGGAAACAGGAAAAAAGUGAUAGCAUAAAACAUAAUUUGAUAAGGAUGAGUUGCAGCAUGGAUUGGGAGAGAGAAUAUUUUACUAUGGAUGAACGACAAAGCGUAGCCGUCAAGGAAGCCUUUAUAAGGCUUUUCGAGGAUGGAUUUAUUUAUAGGGACAAAUCUCUGGUUAAUUGGUCCUGUUCAUUGGAAUCAGCAAUAUCGGAUAUUGAAGUUGACAACGUCGAAAUAAACGGACCAACGUUGUUGGAUGUCCCGGGAUACAAAAAGAAAGUAAAAUUCGGCGAGAUGGUUGAUAUAGCAUACAAGGUUCAAGACUCAAAAGAAGAAAUCAUAAUUUCAACCACCAGACCGGAAACGAUGCUUGGGGAUGUCGCAGUUGCCGUAAACCCGAACGACGGACGAUACGAUCAUCUAAAGAAUAACAGAACCAUGCUUUGGCAUCCGUUCCGAAAAGAAGAAAUACCGCUCAUAUUUGACGAAAGCAUUGAUCCCGAAUUUGGAACCGGUGCCGUUAAAAUUACUCCAGCACACGACAAAUAUGAUUAUGACAUGGCCAAGAAACACCGAUUACCCUUGGUUGAAGUUAUUGAUAGUAAAGGUCAAAUACUUGAAGGCUUUGGUUCCUUUGGGUCACUUCCGAGGUACGAGGCUCGACAAAAGAUGCUAGAUUAUUUAGCUACUCAGUAUCUGCUUAGAGAUGUUAAACCUCAUUCCAUGAUACUUCCGGUUUGCUCCCGUUCCAAAGAUAUUAUAGAGUUCCUGUUACGCCCACAAUGGUUUGUUCGUUGCAAAGAAAUGUCCCAAAGAGCAGUGCAGGCUGUAGAAGCUGGACAUCUUGAAAUAAUCCCGAAACAGUUCGAAAAAGACUGGUUCCGAUGGUUGGAAAAUUGUCAUGACUGGUGCAUCUCGAGGCAACUCUGGUGGGGACACCGAAUACCGGUCUUCGAGGCAAAAACAAAUACCGGUUCUACUUGGAUUGCCGCAAAGUGUCUUGACGAAGCAAAUUCUAAAGCCCAGGUUGCUUUGAACACGUCUGACUUUACAAUCGAACAAGAUCCAGACGUCCUUGAUACCUGGUUCUCGUCGUCUCUGCUACCAUUUUCAUCUCUUGGCUGGCCCAAACCCUCGUUUGACCAAGAACGAUUCUAUCCCUUGGACUUAAUGGAAACUGGUCACGAUAUCCUAUUCUUUUGGGUCGCUCGAAUGGUAAUGCUUGGUCAACAGCUAACAAACCAACUACCAUUUAAGCGAAUCCUGCUUCAUGGUGUAAUAUGUGAUGAGAACGGACGCAAAAUGUCCAAAAGCCUUGGAAACGUUAUUAAACCGGAACAGGUAAUCCACGGAGCCUCCCAGCAGCAGCUCGCUGAAGAAAUCGAAACCUCCCAUCGGCAAGGAGUUCUUACUAGCAGCGAGCUGAAGAAAUCCCUUGCCGGUCAAAGAAAAAUGUUUCCUAACGGAAUUCCGGAAUGUGGAACAGACGCUCUGCGCUUUACUUUAUGUUCCUCGAACAUCAAGAACCAUUUUAUUAAUUUCAACAUUCAGGAAUGCCAUACCAACAAGUUGUUCUUUAAUAAAAUUUGGCAAGCCGUUCGAUACACGUUGAGCAGCGUUGAAAAAUUCAAUCAAGCUGAAUUGUGGUUACAGCGUUCCGAAAAGGAUAGUCUAAGCGAAAUGGAUCAAUGGAUUUUGAGUCGGCUAAGCAAUACGAUGGUGACCUUUGAAAGUGCCAUGAAGACGUUCAACUUUCAUCUCGCCACAGCUGCCUUGAAAACUUUUUUUUACAACAAUUUCUGUGAUGUUUAUCUAGAAACUACCAAAGUCAACAUGAGACAAGAAGCAAACGCCAUUGACGCCGCCAAAAACCAUUGCCGAGUGCUUCACUACUGCCUUCGGCAUGGGCUUUCUCACCUAGAAGUGUUCACACCUUUCCUGGCAGCUGAGCUGCAAUCGCAUUUACCAGCGUCCCAAGAGGAAUGCCAUCCAUCCGAGUGGAUUAAUCAACCGUUGGAAAACGAAAUCAACCAGUUGCUAGAAAUCUGCCAAAGCAUUCGUCAAGCCAAAGCUGAGGCACCGGUUCCUAUAGCCCGAAAACAUCGACCGGUGCUUCACAUCCUGUCCAAAACCGAUCAGUUGACCAGUCUGCUGCAAAGGCAUUUAGCCAACGUUCAACAGUUGACGCUGUGUGACGGUGUCCAGCUACAUCGAAGCGAAGAUUCGUUUGAAAAGCUGUCUUUUACUGCAAACUCCACGGCUAGUCACGAAUGUUGCUUCGGAGUGGUUACCAAUUUAACAGGGUCACAAGAAAAUGCAGACCAGAAAAGGGGAACUGGCGUCAGUAAAAAGUUAUUGAAAUUGGAAAGUGAACUAGAUCGGUUGCUAGCAACGGUCAACAACGAAGGCUACCGGACACGAGCCAAUGAAUCCGUACAGAAAAAGCAUUCUGAAAAGAUCAACCAGCUGCGAUUGCAGAUCGAUAAUAUGCGGAAGCUGGCCAUUUAGUACAAUAAAAAGGGAAUAUAGGUGAUUUGAUUACCUAUGUUAGUGCUUGUGUUAAUCGUUAGUAAAUAGAGUUUUCAAUGUUCUGAAACAAUUCGAAACAUCCAUGACUACAACCAAAAACAUC